Molecule: messenger RNA, 1311 nt
Organism: Anguilla rostrata (American eel)
Lineage: Eukaryota; Metazoa; Chordata; Actinopteri; Anguilliformes; Anguillidae
Gene: borcs7
Product: BLOC-1 related complex subunit 7
Exons: 5
Coding region: 27-338 (103 amino acids)
Cellular component (GO): BORC complex
Source: RefSeq, a predicted model, not a curated record
CUUGCUAUUCCGUAGUUGAACUCAUCAUGGCUUCCGCGGAACCGCAGCCGCGUUUCGGGCAGUCUGUUAAAGGAUUGUUGUCCGAUAAAGUGAGCUGUUGUAGUGGAGAUGUGAUUGCGCUCACUCGCCAAGUGUUGAAAGGAUCACGCAGCCAAGAGCUCCUCGGGCACGCAGCUCGGAACAUGGUGAUACAGGAAGAUGCCAUACUGCAUUCAGAAGAUAGCCUCAGAAAAAUGUCAAUUAUAACCACCCACUUGCAAUACCAGCAAGAAGCCAUACAGAAGAAUGUUGAGCAUUCCAAAAACCUGCAAGACCAGCUUAAACAUGUCCUGAAGUAAAAUGACAUGAGGGGUGCCUUAAAAUGAGGAAUUAUGGGAUCCAUUCCCAGAUAUUGCACUAACACUAUUAAUAUUAGUGUAACUGUACAAUAUAUUUGUCUGCUUUUGAGAGUCAGGGUCUGUAGGGUAUUUGGCCUUGAAUUACAGGAUCAUUUGCGAGAUACGAAAUUUGUGGAUUUCUCUCUGUAAUGAUAUAAAUAUAUACUCAGACAUACUGUCCUGGAAGGCUGCACAGAAGUUAGGGUUAUACUGUAUAACAACAAUGAAAAAUGCACUCAGUAUUUUUUACUCACUUUUUACAUGAUGUUUACAACACAUUUUAGAAACUUGAGGAAUCUGUAACUUAUGACCUGCUUAACUGAUCACAGAUGUACCCACAUGAACAAGUGUUUCUUGGAGACAAAUGUGCAUUCCUAGGAUGUGUCACCAGCCAACUAUGACCCAGAGUCCAUAGCUGUGGACCUAAUGGUAUAGUUCAGUUUUAGCUGAUAUACUGUAGACUGUAAACCUAAGUAAUAAUGCACACUAACUAAUUAUGCACUGAAAUACUAGCCUUCUUUAAAAUCUGCACCAUUGUCAUUUACGCUUGUCUUGUCUGUGGCUCAUGUCAGGUUGAACCUGUUGUGGUUUUGCCUUUGUGUUUUUUUUUUUUUCUGGAUAUCAUUCAUGGCAACAUUGAAUAACAUUUUUUUUUUAAUUUGAGUUUGUUUACAAUUCCUGUGACUGCAUCUCCCUCUGAAGAUCUGUAGAGUUGUGGUGAAUGUCGAAGGGGUGCGUGGAAAGGUGCCUUUUAGGGUUAUUUCAUUUUUCUGUAAAGCUUUUGGGUGUAAGAUGCUGCCCUCUUCCCAAUAUUUCUCAUGUUACAAGUUAAUGUGAUGGGUUCCAUUCUUGCCUAGUUGGCAUGUUUUCAUUUUGCAUGUAGCGUUUUUACUGCAUAUUUCAGUGGGGAGAAAAUAAAGUUUAAAAACAAAGA